GGGACCCCGGCCGGCCCUGCCCGCCCCGCCCGCGCCGCCGCCAUCGCGGCCCGACCGCCCGCUGCCCGCGUCCCUCCCUCCGCCCGCCGGCAGGAGGGGCCGCCCGGGGCCUGGCGGGCACGGAGAGAUGAGCAACAACAGUAAUAAGAGGGCACCAACCACAGCAACCCAGAGGCUUAAACAAGACUACCUGAGAAUUAAGAAAGAUCCAGUGCCUUACAUCUGUGCAGAGCCCCUCCCAUCCAAUAUCCUGGAAUGGCACUAUGUUGUGAGGGGACCUGAAAUGACACCCUAUGAAGGUGGCUAUUAUCAUGGGAAACUAAUAUUCCCCCGAGAAUUCCCUUUUAAACCUCCUAGUAUUUAUAUGAUUACACCUAAUGGAAGGUUUAAGUGUAACACAAGGUUGUGUCUCUCCAUCACUGAUUUCCACCCGGACACGUGGAAUCCAGCGUGGUCAGUCUCCACAAUCCUGACAGGCCUCCUUAGUUUUAUGGUGGAAAAAGGCCCCACACUGGGCAGCAUAGAGACAUCUGAGUUCACAAAAAGACAACUCGCUGCACAAAGCUUAGCAUUUAAUUUAAAAGAUAAAGUCUUCUGUGAGCUCUUCCCUGAAGUGGUGGAGGAGAUCAAACAAAAACAGAAAGCACAAGAAGAGCUCAACAGCAGACCCCCCUCCCUGCCUCUGCCCGACGUGGUGCCCGACGGGGACGCGCACUACGGUCAGAACGGGCUCCCCCUCCUCAACGGGCACGUGGCCCUGGGCCCCGCCAACCCCCCCGGGCUCCAGCAGCCCAACCGCAACCAUGGACUCCUGGGCGGAGCUCUGGCGAACUUGUUUGUCAUCGUGGGCUUCGCAGCCUUUGCCUACACAGUGAAGUAUGUCCUGAGGAGCAUAGCCCAGGAGUGAGGAGGAGGAGGAGGAGGAGAGCAAAAUAAAAACCCCCCCCAAGACCAAAAUUCUAGCGGUAGUUUGGCAGGACGAGUGGUGGGACUCUUUUUUUUUUUUUUUUUCUCGUGGGGAGUUGGAGUUAGUUUGGGUUAGGCAGAAACUCCUGCUGCUCUUCUGGUAGUUUCUCACAAGUCGAAGCAUUAUUGAUGAGACACUACAUUUCUAGUGCUUUGAUAUUUUUUUUUUUUUUAUAGCAGUCCUCCAUCUGUCGUUGGAGAUUUGAAAAUCUCGAGCAAAUAAGGCUUUUUACUUCACUGUACAAUUUUUAAAACUCUGCCAUUCUCUCUGCAUAUCGUUUUAUUUUCGGUAGGGAAGAGUCUGUCCAGGUGUUCAGUGAUUCAAGUAGGGGUUCCACGUGGACUUGGGAAGGGUUUGGUCAAUGUGAACAUUUGAUGCUACAGAAAAUUGCUGGUUUCUUUUUUUUUCCAACUAGAAUGACCAUCAUUGCAUAUCUAGUCAGUAGUGAUUAGAUGAGUGGGAACAUAACACCACAGUGUGUUAAAUGUGUUGUCCAAAUUGUCACAGUGUCAUUGAAGGUUUUAUUUGGGCUACAAGAAGUGCAGCUGUUGGCCCUUAGCAAGGAAAAAAAAGCCUUGGAAUCAGCCUCUAGUGGGAAUACCCAUCUCCAGGGUUGUUUGGGAUUUGUUCACUUACAGAUUUUCAUUCUGGGAGAUGUUCUUUUGGAAAGUUGUAAUAGUUCCUUCUGAUCACAAGGGGCCACUGGUGAAAUGAUAAUAAAACUGCACCCACCAAUGGAGAGAGUUGAGUGUGUGUUCCAAAAUCUCUGCAUUCCUCAGGCUGUGGGGCUUGAGGCAACCCCAGCCCUUGGGAAGGGAAAAAGGCAAAGGAGUCUCAGUGACAAACCAGCUUCCUCAGAGUCAGCUGAUAAUCCAUCUGAAGUGUCACUGCCUGAAUUAACCCUUCAAAUUGUUCCACUGUUCACUCUUGAAAAAAACCCAACAAACCACCAUCGCCACCAAAAGCCAAACCCAAAAUUCAUCUGGGAUUCUGGAAGCUUUUUUUAGCUGUGAGUUCAUCACUGUUCCCCUUCAGGUGACUGAUAAAUGAAAUAUUGCUGUUUGUUCACAGGCUUCCAGCACUGUGGGUAAACACUGAAGUUCAAAAGUCUGUCUGAAAUUACUUCUUUUUUAUUUUUUUAUUUUUUUUUAAAUUGAGUUUGCUCGAUUUUUCUCCCUCCUGCUUGAAUUUUACCAGUUUACCCAACAGCUUUGUUUCAGCAGAGGCAAACUUGGCUGUGCCUUUCAGAAUUGACACACUGUCAAUGCUACAACUGUCCAAGGUGGUAGCAGGGAUAAAAGCUCUGCACUCACUGUAUAGUCUUAUUUUAAUUAUUCUCAAGAGCCCAAAUAAAUAAUUACCUCAUGUGUCUAA
This is a messenger RNA of Chiroxiphia lanceolata (lance-tailed manakin), 2341 nucleotides long. It is a transcript of the gene UBE2J2, whose product is annotated as ubiquitin conjugating enzyme E2 J2. The coding region runs from base 128 to 907 and encodes 259 amino acids. The record is from RefSeq and is a predicted model, not a curated record. NCBI's taxonomy places the organism in Eukaryota, Metazoa, Chordata, Aves, Passeriformes, Pipridae. The transcript is spliced from 7 exons.